Messenger RNA from Trichobilharzia regenti, 4542 nucleotides. Lineage: Eukaryota; Metazoa; Platyhelminthes; Trematoda; Strigeidida; Schistosomatidae. The record is from the annotation of a GenBank genome assembly.
AUGGAUUCUAAUGCGUUGCUAAGAGACCAGAUAAAACACAAACUUAAUGCAGUUAAUUUGUCAUCUAAACACGUUAAGGAUGCUGCAUCGUUUCUACUCACUCAAGCAGAACAUUCCGAUUUCAUCUCAAACCAAUGGCUGGAAGUAUUCAAAAAUACAAAUAAUCCAAGUUUCCAGUUGGCAUUACUCUAUGUAGCAAAUGAAAUUCUGACAAAAAGUUGUAAAUAUGGUGUUUCAGAAUUUGGUGAAGUGUUAAAACCUUUUGUCAUAGAAGCAACACAAUUUUUAAAACCUGGACCAUUUAUUACUAAAUUAACAAAAUUGAUUAAUUAUUGGACUUAUCGAAAAGUGUUUGAUGUUCAAUUUACAGAACAACUUUUACAAAGAAUAAAUGCUACAGAACAAGUUGAACAGAAGAAUUUAACUUCACCAGUAUGGCAUAAUAAUGCAGAUGAUAUGGUUAAAAAUUUCAGUCCUGAAAAACUACUCGAAACUUUACGAAAAAUAAAACAAUUAGAUGAUUUAUGUGAUCUACACGGGAAAUCUGAUAUCAGUCCAAUUGGAUAUGGUGUACCAAUAGUAAAUACCGUUAGUUCAUUGAAGACUAAAGAUGAAAGUAGAACUUUAACCGAUCAGGUUGGUAAAUGCUGUAAACAUUUAGAAUUUAUGCAUCAAAAGUGUCAAGAACGUUUAGAUGAAAUGAUCGCCUUACAAAGUUUACUUGAAUCAGCUGAAGUAUACUACAACGUUCAAUUGAAAGAAGUUGCUGUUGUUGUGAAUGCUUAUGGUACCUAUGGGAAACGUGUAGCAAAUACUCUAUCACAACUAAAUGAUGUAAUUCAUAAAGAUGAUAUCUCCCCAAAUUAUACUACUACUACUACUGCUAAUACUACUCAUAAAUUAGAAGGGGAAAAGUCUAAAGGAGAUCAUUUAGAUGAAUCAUACUAUUCAGGCAAUGAAUAUGAAAGUUGUGGAGGUGGAGGAUAUUCUGGUGGUGAUGACGACGACGACGAUGAUGUUGGGGAUUACAAUGACACUACUGGUGGUGAUAAUGACAUGGAUGAACGUCAACUAAGCGAACCAAUCGAAUUCAAUACUGAUGAUAAUCAUCAAUCGUCAUUUAGUACUUCAAAGAAAAUGUCAAUGAAUGUAUUUAAUUCACCUGUUGUUGUGAAAUCAAUUCAUGAAAAUCAAUUGAAUGAUUCAUUUAAUACCAUGGAUUCAUUGAUGAAUAGACCAAUAGGGAUAGCGACAGUAACAACCGCACCACAACAAACACCACCACCACCAACAACAACAACAACCUCACCAUUUGGUUUUCCAAUAUUUCAACCAAUAUGUGAUGCAUCAGGAGAUGUUGACUAUAGGGUAUUAUUAAAUCCUGCAUUACGUAACCUUACAAAUAAUGAUACUAUGAAUAUUAACAACAGAAGUCAAGAAAUCAAUCAAUCAUUGAAGUCAUCAUCCAUAGAUGAUCUAUCUAGUGAUAAUGAUAAUAAUAAUGAUAAAAGUUUUCAUAAAAUACGAUUCCCUGUAAAACAACAACGACAACUUAGUCCAAAUAUGACAAACACAGUUUAUCCUAAUAAAGUUGUAUUGACUACCACAAUGGAACCUGAACCAAUUGAAAAUGAACCGUUUUGUAAGGAUGGUAAUCAUAAUGAAGAUGAGGCAGGAGAAGACGAAGACAAUAUGGAAGUAUCUGAUGGUGAAGAUCCUGAAGUCGACAAUGUAGACAACGACGACGAUACAAAGAAGAAGAAGACGACGACGAUGAAAAAGGCGAAUGUUGACACUAUCCAGCAGCUUAUAACUUCAGAUACACAAGAUAAAGAUUGGCGGAUAUUUACGCAACAAUUACCACCUGAAGUCAGGCCAUUAUCUCAUCUUUCACCAUCGUCAUCAUCAUCUACAGCUCCUAGUGGAAAUAUUCCAUCUCCUUGUAUACGACGACCACCAGUGCCAUUGCCGCCGCCGCCACCACCCCCACCAGCGAAGGAUCCAAUCGGUUGGACUCUACCGCUUGAACCAAUUCUCCAGCCAAUUAUCCCAAUCAAUCAAUCAAAUCCUCUGCCUAGUCCUUCACCGAUUUGUAUACCUCCACCGCCUCCACCUCCACAAUUUGUUGGUGUUGGUGUUGGUGCUGGAUUAGGACGCGGUCAACAGUCAUUUAGUCCACCGCCACCACCACCACCACUCCCUUCAACAUUGAAUGAAUUAACAGGUUAUCAUCAUAUCCCAACAGCAGUACUAGGAGGAGGGGGAGUAGUGGUAGCGCCACCAUUGCCGCGGCCACGGCCACUGCCUCCUCCACCUCCACCUCCACUACUGUGUCCACCACCUCUUGUUGUACAACCACCCAUAUCACCAGCAUUGCAUAUGGAUAAAAUCAAUAUGAUCUCAAAUGAUUAUAAUAAUAAUAAUAAUCUAUUAACGAAGAGUAUUGAACCCAAUGUUUUAAUCCCGCCUAAAGUUACCACCGCGUCUUCUACUGCUGCUGCUGCGCCGCCUCCUCCUCUUCCUACUUCUACGGCUAAUUCAUCAGCAACGACUCAAUCACAAAAUUAUUCAGCUUUUGAUUUAUUGAAAAAUUUAUGUCAAUCCAAUGUCACAAUGAGUGGUAGUGGUCUUUCAAAACCUUCAUCGUCAUCAGUGUCUUUACCGACUUUUCCAUUAUCGUCAACAAUUCCAGCCUCUAGUAGUAUAUCAAAGGAAUAUUCUAGGAGUAUACCUUGUGAACAAGCAAUAAAUUCAACAGUUUCCGCUACUGGUCGUCCUGAUGGCAGUGGUGGUGGUGGUGAUUUAUUGAAUCCAUCAAAAGUUAGUCAUACAUUGAUGCAUGAGACGAAUAGUAAUCCACUUGUAAAUAGUGAUGAUAACAAUACUACUACCACUACUACUACUACUAAUAAUAAUAAAUCAACAGAAGAUCCAUUUGCUAUUAUUUCUCGACUAACUGGUCUUUCUAAUUUAAUAAAGAAUAUUCCAAUACAAUCAAGUUUGAGUGCAAUCCCAGUGACUUCUCCAACUUUAAUCAAUUCUACAGAAUCUUCACGUGAUAAUAAUAAUAAUAAUAGUGAGAUGUCCAACUGUCGUCUCCAAUCAAUACCAACAACAACAACAAUAAUAAUAACAGAGGGAUUAAUGAAUACUUCACCUGCUUUUAUUACUCCUCCGAUCACUACUCAUACGUAUACUCCAUGCUCUGCCGCUAAACGUUCUAGAUUUUCAGAUAUUCCACUGUCGGAAGGUGGAAUUGUUGACCAACGGACAAUACCGUUAAGUGUAUGUACUACUGAACAACUACAACCAGUGUUAUCAUCUAAUAGUACAGUUCCGUAUUCUUUCUCCUCUGUUUCCUCUUCGGCUUCCUUCGCUUCUUCUUCUUCGACUUCUUUUCCAUCUACUAGUUUAGAUAUAAAUUAUUCAUCUAAUGGGAAAUUAUCAAUUUCAAAUAGUUUUAAUAAUGAUCUUUAUGAUGAAAGUAUUCAUGAGAGAAGAGAUCAUUCAAUGACAAGUAAUAAUAAUAAUAAUAUUAAUAACAACAGUAUUGGUGAUGAUGAUGUUGGCGAUUGUGACGAUGGUAGUGAUGGUAGUGGUGGUGGUGAUACACCUACUCAAGAUGAAAGAGAAGAUGAUCAUCAUCAUCCAAUCUCUGGUAUUCCACAAAACAGAUCCUUAGGAUCGAUUCAUCCAUUCAAUACAUCAACAUCCAGCUUGGCAGAUUUAUUAAUCCCUAACGAUAAUAAUAAUAACGAUAAUAAUUCAUGUCAUGGUGUGGAUCCAAAUUCUUUCCUGUCGAAGAAUCCCAUGCAUAGCAUUUCACAAUCAUCAUGUAUGUUAUCAUCGUCAACAACAUCAUCAUCACAAGGCUAUGGAGUAUCAUUUACUAAUAACAGUAAUCUGAUGAACACUUCAACGCCACCUGUCAGUUGUAUCGGCUUACCCUUUACACAAUUCUCUAUGAUACCACCAAAUGUUAUGCCAUCUAUAAUGACAGGAAGCAACACAACUAACAUGUCUGUUACAAGUUGUUCACAGGUGCCUCCUGGUGGUAUCACUGGCGGUGGUUUAAUGUGUUAUCAAUCUCCAAGAAUUCCAUUACCAUCACCUCCUCGAGGAUUACCACCUGGUGCUUUUAUGCUCUCUCCACAACAUCAACACCAACAACAGCAACAAAUACGUCCAAUAAUGUCUUCUCUCCUACCUGGAAAUAUACAACAAAUGCCUUCUUCUUCAACAUCAUCAGAUUGGUCUAAAUCUGUGGUAAUCAACAAUCAAUUACGUCAACAGCAACAACAACAAUUACAACCGCCACUAGUAAUACAACAUUCCUCGAAUGAUUUUUGGUCAAUGAUGAGUACAGUUCCUCCACCACCUCCUCCUUCUCAUUCUCUAUCCUCGUCAACUCGACCUCCACAAGGAUCAUUACAGUUGCGUCAAUCAUCAUUUCCUCCUACAUUUAAUCCAUCACAAAUUCGUUCACAAACUCCAUCAUCAAUUGGGAUAUUCAAUCGCUUUGCAAUCCAUAAACCAAGAUAG